CCGCCGCCAGGAGUCGCUAGAUGCCUAUCAAAAAUGGCGCUCAGCACGAAUGGAAAGAUAAGUCUAUAUUGCUUCUGUUUGACGUUGACAGUUGUGAUUUUGCCAAUAUUUACGUUGGUAAACAGAACUAUAGCAUUAGUAAUAACAGACUAUUGGUUGACAAUAAGUAUUAUUUAUUCGGGACUGUUGCACGGAUUACUUUUCUACAUUUACAAACCGAGAGGAUACGCGUAUAAGGUUGCUUGGAGAGCCGGUCUCUUAGGGUCUGGUUUUGGUAUUAGUUUCCUCAUUAGCAUCCUUGCGAGUUCUUCGUGGAAUGUAUUCGGUUGGUAUUUAAUAUUGUUAACCUUCUUCCAUUACUCGGAAUAUCUAACGACCGCAAUGACAAACCCGAAGUUCCUCAGUUUGGAUUCAUUUUUGCUAAAUCAUAGCAAAGAAUAUGGCAUAGCUGCAUUCGGAAGUGUAGUUGAAUUUAUGAUUGAAAGAUUUUUGUAUCCAGAAAUGAAACAGAUUUUAUGGCUGAGUAUACCUGGACUAUUACUUUGCAUCGGAGGAGAAAUUAUUCGUAAGGUUGCCAUGUUUACAGCGGGGACCAAUUUCAACCAUAUCAUACAGAGUCACCGAGAAGAAGGACACGUUCUGGUAGUUCAUGGCAUUUAUUCCUUGUUUAGGCAUCCGUCGUAUGUCGGGUGGUUUUGGUGGUCGAUUGGAACUCAGAUGAUUCUUUGUAAUCCAGUAUGCUUUAUUGGAUACGUUGUUGUUUCCUGGAGGUUUUUCAACAGAAGAAUACUGGAGGAAGAAAUAACUCUCUUGAAUUUUUUCGGAGAAGACUAUGUCAAAUACCAGAAGAGGGUACCCACCGGUCUUCCAUUUAUCAGAGGGUACAGGUUGGAACUUUGAAUAUGUCGGCUAUUAAAAUGCAUAUUUUUUUUUGAAACGCUUUUGAAAAAUUGGCUCAAUUUUUCAGAUACUCAUGUUUCGUAAAGAAUCUUGUAUUGAUUUGUGAUGAAUUAAGUAGUGCCUUUAUAAUGUUUAGAAGUUUUGCAAAAUCAUUGUUGCAUUAUUUAAGUGUCAAAACUAACAUUUCGUGUUGUGAUUCUCGGUAAGUCACAAGUAAAAAUUUCGAAACGAAUGUUUUUCAUUACAUUCAAAGAGCGUAUAGUCAAAAAUCAAAAACGUUUUUGGAUCAUGAGAAAUUUUUCUAUGGACUAACGGAGAUUCUAUGUGACUGUCAAAUUAUUUUAGAACGUACCGGCCUAGUCCGAAGGACCGAACGUUCGGUGCAACUAGAUAUUUCUGCGACAGGCUGCACGACUAUUUACAAUAUCAAUUGAAGAAGAGGAAAACAUUGUAAUAAAAACAUUUUGUCCUAAUUUUGCUUAGAAAUGGCAAAUGUAAUUUUAAAGUGAUGCAAAUUUUAAAAGAUAAAAUGCUGUAAAUAAAGCAUAAAAUUUGAGAAUUAUAAA
Messenger RNA from Centruroides sculpturatus (bark scorpion), 1466 nucleotides. It is a transcript of the gene ste14, whose product is annotated as protein-S-isoprenylcysteine O-methyltransferase-like. Gene Ontology annotation, biological process: C-terminal protein methylation. The transcript is spliced from 4 exons. The record is from RefSeq and is a predicted model, not a curated record. NCBI's taxonomy places the organism in Eukaryota, Metazoa, Arthropoda, Arachnida, Scorpiones, Buthidae. Gene Ontology annotation, molecular function: protein C-terminal S-isoprenylcysteine carboxyl O-methyltransferase activity. Gene Ontology annotation, cellular component: membrane; endoplasmic reticulum. The coding region runs from base 34 to 900 and encodes 288 amino acids.